AUGGAUGAUGUGCUAUGGGCUUACCGAACAGCUUACAAGACACCAAUAGGCAUGUCUCCUUACCAAUUGGUGUUUGGAAAAGCUUGUCAUCUAUCGGUGGAGCUUGAGUAUAAGGCAUUGUGGGCCUUGAAGAAGUUGAAUCUAGAUCGGGCUGAUGCCUCAAACUUGAGGAUGGAACAACUUAAUGAGCUGGAUGAAUUCCUAUUUAGAGCAUAUGUUAGCUCUUCAUUCUACAAGGCCCGCAUGAAGCACUUCCAUGACAAGAAGAUCUUGAAAAGAGAGUUCAACCCCGGAUAUUGUGUUUUGUUGUUUAAUUCAAGACUCAGGUCCAGUCCCUUCGAAGUCACCCAAGUGUUCCCACAUGGAGCAAUUGAGAUUAUGUGCCCAAGUGGAGAUCGAAUCAAGGUGAAUGGGCAGUGGGAUAAGAAUUACUUGGGCUUAUCCAAUGAAGUGAAGAUAAUUGAGGUCAUCUACCUCAACGAACCAUGA
Lycium ferocissimum is the source of this 489-nucleotide messenger RNA. RefSeq lists its product as uncharacterized. The record is from RefSeq and is a predicted model, not a curated record. Gene Ontology annotation, molecular function: nucleic acid binding. The transcript has a single exon. NCBI's taxonomy places the organism in Eukaryota, Viridiplantae, Streptophyta, Magnoliopsida, Solanales, Solanaceae. Bases 1 to 489 code for a protein of 162 amino acids.